Messenger RNA from Protomyces lactucae-debilis, 1207 nucleotides. RefSeq lists its product as uncharacterized. NCBI's taxonomy places the organism in Eukaryota, Fungi, Ascomycota, Taphrinomycetes, Taphrinales, Protomycetaceae. The coding region runs from base 371 to 913 and encodes 180 amino acids. The transcript has a single exon. The record is from RefSeq and is a predicted model, not a curated record. Gene Ontology annotation, biological process: endocytosis. Gene Ontology annotation, cellular component: membrane; clathrin vesicle coat.
UUUUGUUUCUAGCUACAUGGCUGCUCCUACCCUGCUAUCUGUGUCUUCCUGCUUGCUCAGUGCUAUCACAGCCUCACAGGGCUCCAGGCAGGAAGUCUUGUCCACGUCUUUGAUGCGUCCCACCAAGCUUGUGCUCUAUGAUAUACAUCAGCCGAGUGCGCGCGUGAGCGAGUCAUCCUUCAAGCUCCUACAGGCUACAACUGCUCUAUGUCUCAUUCGCUAGCUCCUCUACUAAUCCCCUUGCGCUCAACUGACAAGAUCCUGCUGCUUGUCUCUACAACCUCGCUGGACAUUUUGCUUGGCGCGCUCCAUCAAAACGCGACUCAACCCACGCACCAAGUCGCAGUCCGUGCAGUCAACAGCCGCUGCCAUGACCAGCGUCAUCUUCACCUGGCCAACCGUUCAUAUCUACCAAAUCCCUCCACCAACAGGCAAAGGCAUGCGAACUGCUCAACUCAUCCAACCAAGCAUCUUUCAAGGCUCCCUACGACUCAUUCGACAACUCGACCCGCUCCACCUCGAUGUCCGUAUUGAAGUUCCUGUCGCUCAAGGUGAAUCGCCGACUGCUGAUAGGGAGUUAUUCGCAUCAUGUCCCUAUAUCAAUCCCAAUGCCAUCGAACGCGCAGGUGAUUCAGGUCGAUACUUUCAAUUACGCGUGGUCCAUGAGAAACGCGUCGCGUACCUCGCCAUGGGCUUUGAUGAGCGUGAACCGGCAUUCGACUUUCAAGUGGCUCUUGCUGAUUUCGAUAAAUUGAAACGUGCUGAAGUGGCAAGAGUGGAAGACGUACAGCCUGUACAAUGUGAGCAGGCGCCUCUUCAGAGUUUUGCAGAGACUGGGGAGAUUCCAUUACUAGCACCACCACCUGCUCGUCCUGCAUCGGCAUUUGAGGAUGACUUUGGAGACUUUCAGUGACGCUAUAAACCGCUAUGCGUUGCAAGUGCUGGUCGCAGCUUGAAUAGCGCUGUGCCAUGCGCUGGGACAGUCGCAACCAGAUGAUGAGUAUGGAUCCCGAGAUUCUCAUGCAGCCAGAGAUCACGCACAUGGAACGCUUGAUUGACCUUAUCGCGUGCAUCUAGAAAGAUGUCUGCAAACGUCACUUCAAUACGCAUCCUGCAGGUCAGCAUUUGUGGAUAAAGCAGAGAUGAAAAGCAUACUCUUCCGGGGUUGCAUUGAGAAUGGCAACGACUUGUGCGUCUUGUGCUAGUU